Messenger RNA from Pieris macdunnoughi, 504 nucleotides. NCBI's taxonomy places the organism in Eukaryota, Metazoa, Arthropoda, Insecta, Lepidoptera, Pieridae. The record is from the annotation of a GenBank genome assembly.
AUGGAAAUUCUCAAAUCAUUACCACUUUUCGUGCUCUUGGCGUCAGCGCUGGCCCAAUAUGAAGGCUACGGACUAGAAGGGCAUGGAUUAGACCAAGGUCUCCAAGGUUACGAAGGGUAUCACAGGCCCUUGGUGCAUCAUCAGAUACUGGAGCACCAUAACGAAGACUAUGACGUAGAUUAUCAUGCGCACCCAAAAUACUCGUUCGACUAUUCCGUAAAGGAUCCACACACUGGUGAUGAAAAAGAACACUGGGAGACGAGGGAUGGGGACAAAGUUAAAGGUUCCUACACUUUAAUGGAAACGGACGGAACAAAACGCAUAGUGGAAUACGAAGCGGACGACAAAAACGGUUUCAACGCGGUUGUGCACAGAAUAGGUCACCCGAAGGUCGAGGAAGAAUACAAAAUAGCAAAACCAGUAUAUGAACCACAGUAUCAGGAGGAAUACCAGGCGUAUGACGGAGGGUUUGUACCCAUCGAAGGAUACGAACAUAGACAUUGA